This is a messenger RNA of Aspergillus glaucus CBS 516.65, 1282 nucleotides long. It is a transcript of the gene bgt1, whose product is annotated as 1,3-beta-glucanosyltransferase Bgt1. The transcript is spliced from 4 exons. Gene Ontology annotation, biological process: cell wall organization; carbohydrate metabolic process. Gene Ontology annotation, cellular component: extracellular region; fungal-type cell wall; cell surface. Gene Ontology annotation, molecular function: 1,3-beta-glucanosyltransferase activity; glucan endo-1,3-beta-D-glucosidase activity. Bases 244 to 1170 code for a protein of 308 amino acids. NCBI's taxonomy places the organism in Eukaryota, Fungi, Ascomycota, Eurotiomycetes, Eurotiales, Aspergillaceae. The record is from RefSeq and is a predicted model, not a curated record.
CGGCGGAUCUCAGGAGGCGACUUCAUCAUCUCGGCUUGUCUGUUCCACAAUUGCUCUCCUCGGGUCAAUCUUUUUGAUUUAUUAAAAAGUUCUGGAACUCUCACUUUUGUCGUUCCCUUUUUCGUCCAUUUUAUUUAUACCUGUGUGUGGCGCCUCUUUAGUUACUCUUCUUCCUUACAUACCAGUCCGCUCACUCAUUUUUCCUCCCCUCCGCCCUCUACCUCGUUAUCUUAUCAAAACAUAAUGCGUGUUUCUGGUCUCCUUCCCGUCUUGCUGGCGGCUUUGCCGGCUGCCGCUACUAGCAAUGAUGGCCGUGGUAUGCUGGGUCUGGCGCUGGGUAACCAGAAUGCCGAUGGAAGCUGCAAGGUGACCUCCGACUACAAGGCCGAUUUUGAUGCUAUCAAGAGUGUGACGACGCUUGUCCGCACAUACUCCGCUAGCAACUGUGACACCGCCAAGAACAUCAUUCCUGCUGCGAAGGAGAAGGGAUUCAAGGUUGUGUUGGGUGUCUGGCCCGACUAUGACCAGUCGUUCAACGAAGACUUCGACGCCCUCAAGUCGAGUGUGCACGGAAACGAGGAUACCGUUCGUGCGAUCACCGUUGGCUCCGAGGUUCUCUACCGGGGUGGUUUGACUGCCGAACAACUCUUGAAACGCAUCCAGCAGGUCCAGAAGGAGUUCCCCGACCUGAGCGUUGGAUUCGUCGAAAGCUGGAACAAGCUCAAUGACGGCACUGCUGACCCCAUUCUCCAGGGUGGCGUGAACUAUGUUCUUGCCAACGGUUUUGCAUACUGGCAGAACACGGCCAUUGACAGCGCUCCCAAGACCUAUUUCUCGGAUAUGUCGCAGGCCAUGGAGCACGUUCAGCAGGCUGCUGGUGACAACGCGAAGAACAUCCGCUUUGGUAAUGGCGAAACUGGCUGGCCUACUGAUGGCGGUUCGGACUACGGUGCUGCCAAGGCCGGCACUAAGAACGCCGAGCAGUACUGGAAGCAGGGUGUCUGCGGCAUGCUCGCCUGGGGUGUGGAUGUCUUCUACUUUGAGGCUUUCGACGAGUCGUGGAAGCCCUUGAGCAAGGGUGACAACGGCCAGAUGAUGGACGAGACUCACUGGGGUCUGUUCACUGCGGACCGCAAGCUCAAGUUUGACAUCUCGUGCCCGAAGAACUAAACCCCGCAUCGGCGUUUGAUGGCUACUGAAAAAAAAAAAGUUGUCUGACAAUGUUCGCUUCUUUGUAUCAUAUGGGAUUGGAUAGAAAUCAAAAGUAAUUUCGUCCAUCUGG